UCUAGAUAAGUACUCCGUGGUGGAUUUACAAAUAUAAACAAUACGUGCGCAUCUUUCGCAAAUUUCGUCGUGAUCUUCACGAUCAUAGAUCGUACAGUUCCUUUUUUUAUUUGUUAUUUCUUCACAGUUUCUUGAUGACAAAAGAUUGUUUUCUGUAAAACGUAUUUCAAACGUAUACUGAUUUGAAUUUGAUCUUCUCAUGUCUAGAUUUUGCGGUUCUCUGAAUCUUAUCGUAAUAUUUUCAAUUUAUAAGCUUUUAUACAUUAAAACGCACAUGUAAAAUUCAAACGUGUUUCAUACGUGUACGAACCGAGGAAAUUACCUACCCACUUUUGAAUUUUUCGAUGAAGUAAACUUUAGUUCUGACGUAUUACUAUGUCAAGUUUAAAGGAAUCCGGAGCAGAAAUACCAAUAUCACCGGCCGAUCAUGAAUUCGUCGUUCCAAAAAAGUCGGUCAAAGUACCGGCUGAUAUGUCAGUUUGGGAAAAAUCAGAAGCAUAUUUUGAAUACUUGGGAUUUAUAUUAGCCUUAAAUGAGUCUGUUCAAGGAAAAGCUGUGAAUGUUGAAUGCCCUCAAAGUCCUGUGAUAGGUAAUGUAAUUGCAAUGCUUAACGUAUUUGAUAAUUGGAUAACUCAAAUACCUCCAACUGAUCAACCUCAACGCUUUGGCAAUAAGUCAUUUAGAAUUUGGUAUGAAAGGCUCCAGCAGAAUGGGAUGGAUGAAUUGCAUAAAGUAUUACCAAAAGAAUUACAUAGAGCAGUCCCAGAAAUAAUUCAGUAUUUGAAUGAGAGUUUUGGUAAUCCAACACGUAUAGAUUAUGGUACAGGCCAUGAAAUGGCAUUCCUAAUGUUCCUGUGUUGCAUGUUUAAAAUUGGUGCAUUUAGACAAGAUGACAAAGUUGCUGUAGUUGUAAAAAUAUUUAAUCGAUACCUUGAAUUGGUACGUAGAUUACAAAUAACGUACCGAAUGGAACCAGCAGGUAGUCAUGGUGUGUGGAGUUUGGAUGACUAUCAAUUUGUUCCUUUCAUAUGGGGAAGUGCACAAUUGAUUGGACAUCCUCAAUUAGAACCACGUCACUUUGUUAAUCCAGAAAUUGUUGAAGCACAUAGCAAGAAAUACAUGUUUCUUGGUUGCAUUGAAUUCAUUUCAAAGGUCAAAAUUGGUCCCUUUGCUGAACAUUCAAAUCAAUUAUGGAAUGUUAGUGCAGUUUCAUCAUGGGUCAAAGUAAAUAGUGGUCUUAUUAAAAUGUACAAAGCAGAGGUUCUUGCAAAAUUUCCUGUUAUUCAACACGUUUUAUUUGGCUCUCUGCUAUCGAUAAAACCGGCAUCUGCCCAUCCUGUUGAACGAGUAACACGUCAGGAUCAACCUACAAAACUACCAUCACCGCCUCAUAAAUAAUAUCACAAUAUUGCACGAAUAUGCUUUAUACUUGUUGGUAUAGAUUAUGACGCAUAUUCAAUAUUUAUAAUAAAACUGUACAUUACCACCUUA
This is a messenger RNA of Megalopta genalis, 1491 nucleotides long. Its product is annotated as serine/threonine-protein phosphatase 2A activator. Lineage: Eukaryota; Metazoa; Arthropoda; Insecta; Hymenoptera; Halictidae. Gene Ontology annotation, molecular function: peptidyl-prolyl cis-trans isomerase activity; protein tyrosine phosphatase activator activity. Gene Ontology annotation, cellular component: protein phosphatase type 2A complex; nucleus; cytoplasm. Gene Ontology annotation, biological process: mitotic spindle organization. The record is from RefSeq and is a predicted model, not a curated record.